AUGGACGCUCUCAAAUCCCUUGUGCAGCCGCUCAUCGGCGGUUCUGCGGGCUCAUCCGUCGUGGACGGGAUGAAGCUCGUCGUGCUCGGUGGUACGGUCGAGACGGCUCGCAGAGUGUCGAGCUCGGCGUGGUCGCACUUCGUAAAUUCAUUCUUCCUUACGGCCCACUUCAGUGAAGAAGACCUUCCCUACGACUGGCUCAUGCUCUGGCUCUCGCGCCGGCCUGAAUGGCAGCGCGCACGCGAGUUCGAGACGACCACCCGUGCUGGUCCCGGCGGAUCUUCCUCCCACACCAAUUACUCGGAGGAAGACGCUGAUUGGGAUGCGUGGGAGGCCGAAGUGUAUAACAGAGGCGGAGCAGGGAGCGAGGGCGGCUACUGGGGUGAGGACGAUGAUGCGGACAAUGGAGGAGACCCGCAGAGAACGAGAACGCGGAUCGUGUUCCAGCCGACGUACGACACGACUCACACGAUUUUCUAUCGGGGUCAUUGGUUGAGAGUGAGGAGGGGCAGGAAGCACGAGAGUGGGUGUGAGAUGCUCUCGAUUAGUGUUGUCGCCCGCUCCAACGCCAUCCUCAAGCACCUUGUUCUCCAGGCCAAGAAGGAGUACGAAGCUGAGGCUGUCCAUCGCAUUCAACUGUAUUUCGCCGACGUACACGGCUCCUGGCGCUGGUCUGACUCACGGCACAAGAGGCCAAUGUCCAGCAUCGUUUUGAACCCCGGAGUGAAAGAGAUGCUUUUGGAAGACGCGAGAGACUUCUUGGCGAGUGAGACGUGGUACGCAGACCGCGGCAUUCCCUUCCGGCGAGGAUAUCUCCUACAUGGAGUCCCUGGCUCGGGCAAAUCUUCGCUUAUCCAUGCCCUGGCUGGUGCCCUGCACCUCGACAUCUACGUGGUCUCCCUCUCCGCCUCCUGGGUGUCCGACACGACUCUGACGACUCUGAUGGGCCGCGUUCCCGCCCGAUGCGUGCUUCUGCUGGAGGACCUGGAUGCGGCCUUCGUAAGAAGCACAAAUCGAGAUGACGAUGAUGACGGCGAUGGUGACAAUGGGGGUAAUGGAGGGGCGUUUGGGAACAAUGGCGGUGUGGGCACCACCGAUGCGUUUUCAAGCUUCACAUCGGCCUUCCCUGGUGCCUCGGGCUCAGGCUCGUCUUCGUCAAGGCGCAGACACUCGCACCAUCGUUCUUCUCUUUCACCCACCAAUACACUCUCGUUGAGUGGUCUCUUGAAUGCUCUGGAUGGUGUGGCUGCUUCUGAAGGCAGGUUGUUGUUCGCAACUACCAACCAUCUGGAACGGUUAGAUCCUGCUCUGAGCCGUCCAGGACGUAUGGACGUGUGGGUCGAGUUCAAGAACGCGAGUCGAUGGCAGGCCGAAGCUCUAUUCAGGAACUUCUUCCCGUGGGAGGACGGCGAGGAUAGCGAGGAGGAGGAUGUGAAGGGCUUGGAGGGCAUCGAUUUGAAGAUCGAGGACGGUGGAGAGGUCGCGCCGGGAAGGCCGACCAGUGGAAGAAGGACACCAAGAGCAUACGAGGAGAUGCGCCGUGCAAAGGAGGAACAUGACGGGCCCCGGUUGGAGCCGCCGCCGUCUCUGUGGUCGCUAUCCACGAACUUCAUGUCUUCAGCGUCAAACGUUGCAUCAUCAGCAUCAUCCAUCCUCUCCUCCGCCGUUUCAUCUACAACCUCUUCCACCCUUGCCUCCCCUGUUGGUUCGACUGCUCCACCUCUGCCACGGACGUUUUCUGGGUCGCCUAUCCCGAAUGAGCCUGCUCAGGACGCGCCGAGCGUUAAGGACAAAGCAAAGAACACGAUACAGAAGACGCCGCCUCGGCCGGCUCCUUUGGACAAGAAGACCCUCGCCAUGCUGGCGAAAAAGUUCGCUGAUGGGGUGCCGGAGGAUGAGUUUAGCAUUGCCGGGCUGCAAGGAUGCGUUCGCGUUGCUGUGCAGGUCGAGAAAGCUUCAUAUAUGCGCCGUUUGGAUCAUCUUCUGAGGCACAAGGCUCAGCCAGAAGCAGCGGCAAAUGGCGUCGAAGCAUGGGUCCGUGGCGAGAGGGAAAUGCGCGAGCGACUGCAGAAAGAGAAGGAGGCACGCGAAGUGCGCGAGAAGGCUCAGCGUGAAAAACGCCGUAAAGAGGCCCAGGAGAAGGAGAAAGAGAAGAAGGAGAAAGAAAAGAAGGAGAAGGAGCUCGAACGGGUGAAGGCCUUGCUUGCAGAGAAGGAGAAGGAAGAGGAGCUGGAGAAGAUGAGGGCGCAGUUGAGGGAGAAGGAGAAGGCGAAUCGAAAGAAAGAGAAGAGGAAAAACAAGAGCGGUACAAAGAGCAAGGAAGAGACCAAGGACGACGAGGGCAAGGAGAAGAAAGACGAGAAGAAAGACGCAAAAUCCAAGUCGAACAAGGCGAAGGCGAAGAAAGCCAAAGCGGAUUCCAAACCCAGUUCGACGUCUUCGUCGAAGGUCAAAAGCAAGACGAAUGACGCAUCGAGCUCAAGCAGUGACAAUGAAGACGCCUCGUCCUCGUCGCCGUCAGAGUCGGAGUCGGAGUCGGAGAAGAGCGAGAACGCGUCAAGUGCGUCGUCGUCGGGCUCCGACUCCUGGGGUGACGCCGCCGACACUGCUGCAUCAUGA
Messenger RNA from Cyclocybe aegerita, 2619 nucleotides. NCBI's taxonomy places the organism in Eukaryota, Fungi, Basidiomycota, Agaricomycetes, Agaricales, Hemipholiotaceae. The record is from the annotation of a GenBank genome assembly.